AUGUUUUACUCUUGCCGUACCAAAUUCCGUCCCGCAACCAGUGGUCCAAAGAACCAGAGCUUCUCUGUCAAAAAACUAAUGGCAGCCGACAGCGAAGAAGUCGGCCAAGACAUCAAUUCUAAUCCAAUCGGAUUUCUACACCGAAAAUAUUUAAACUGUUACCAUACCAAUGCUCAAGGACUCUUCAGCAAAUUUCCAGAGCUGAAUUUUCGAUUCAUAUCAGGUCAAUGGGAUAUUAUUGCUAUUACAGAAACGUGGCUUACAGCUGAUAUUCCGGACUCCGAAUUGUCCUUACCAGGAAUGUCUCUGCUCCAAUGCGAUCGUCCUACCCGUGGCGGUGGUGUUCUACUCUAUUAUCGUAAAGACCUUGAUUGCGAGCAAAUCCAUCCUCCAGUUUCGACU
Echinostoma caproni is the source of this 402-nucleotide messenger RNA. The record is from the annotation of a GenBank genome assembly. NCBI's taxonomy places the organism in Eukaryota, Metazoa, Platyhelminthes, Trematoda, Plagiorchiida, Echinostomatidae.